GGACCUGUUGCAGCGGCAGCAGCAGCAGCGGGGGAGGAGGAGCCGGGGCCGGUCCAGAGGAGCUCCCGGCUCGGGGAAGCGCCGGCUCAAGGCAGCGCGGGGAGCGCGUCCCUCGCUCUGGGCCCCGCCGUGCCCCGGGUUUGCAACAAUGGUAAAGGAAGAUGUAAAUGACACUGAAGAUUCUGAACUAUCAGUAUGUGAGAGAAAUGGCAUGAUUCUCAUGCAUGAGCAAAGUGAGCAGGGACCAAGAGCAGAUGCCAAAGGUAAUGAUGGGAAUGUACAAACAGAAGAAACUGCUCUCCUGAACCACUGCACUCAGCAACCUCCAGAACCAGCAGCAGGGUCUUCAAUACCCGCAAGAUCGUGGAGGCAAAUAUUUGCUUGUCCUCCUCAGGGUUUACUGGCCCAAACAGUGACAAAUGUUGCAUUUGUGAUCCUGGUUUGGGCUGUGGUUUGGUCUAUAACUGGGGCUGAGUGUCUCCCAGGUGGAAAUCUCUUUGGAAUUCUGUUUCUUUAUUUCUUUGCUGUCAUCGGAGGUAAAAUUUUUGGAUUCAUUAAAAUACGAACACUACCCCCUCUCCCUGCUCUUCUGGGGAUGCUACUUGCUGGUUUCCUAAUCCGAAAUACCCCGUUCAUCAGUGACUUUGUCCAGAUAAACCUCCGCUGGUCUGCAGCACUGAGGAAUAUUGCUCUUUCCAUUAUCUUGACCCGAGCAGGACUCGGCCUGGAUCCAAAGGCUCUUAAGAAGCUCAAAGCUGUCUGUUUACGGCUUGCUUUCGGACCAUGCCUCUCAGAAACAGGCACAGCUGCUGUCCUUGCCUACUUGUUCCUGCAUUUGCCAUGGCAAUGGGGAUUUAUAUUGGGUUUUGUUCUAGGUGCAGUCUCCCCUGCUGUGGUGGUUCCCUCCAUGCUGAUUUUACAAGCUGGGGGAUAUGGCGUGGAGAAAGGUGUCCCAACUUUGCUAAUGGCAGCUGGCAGCAUUGAUGACAUUCUGGCUAUCACAGGCUUCAACACUUGCCUUGGGAUGGCUUUCUCCUCUGGUUCUACUUUGUACAAUGUGCUCCGUGGAGUGCUGGAGGUUGCUGUUGGCAUAGCAGCAGGGGGAAUUCUGGGAAUGUUUAUUCGAUAUUUCCCAAGCCAUGAUCAGGCAUCUUUAGCAUGGAAGAGAUCAUAUUUUGUACUUGGACUGUCUAUGUUUGCUGUUUUUGGCAGCAUCUACUUUGGCUUCCCUGGAUCAGGAGGGCUCUGCACAUUAGUCUUAGCUUUUGUUGCAGGUGUGGGAUGGUCUGAUGAAAAGAGGGAAAUAGAAAAAAUUGUGGCAGUUGCAUGGAAUAUCUUUCAACCUUUUCUUUUUGGUUUAAUUGGAGUGGAAGUAUCCAUUACAUCCCUUAGGCCUGAAACUGUUGGGCUCUGUGUUGCUAUAUUAGGCAUCGCACUAGUUGUGAGAAUCAUAGCAACGUUCCUGAUGGUGUCUUUUGCUGGGUUUCAUUUCAAAGAGAAGGUAUUUGUCUCACUGGCAUGGAUUCCCAUAGCCACUGUCCAGGCUGCAAUAGGUUCUCUUGCCCUGGAUACAGCAAGACGACAUCAAGACAAGCAACUGGAAAAGUAUGGAAUGGAUGUACUGACAGUGGCUUUCUUGGCCAUCUUGAUCACUGCUCCAAUUGGAGCCCUGGUUAUCGGCUUGGCAGGGCCCAGACUUCUGCAGAAGGCUCAGACAAAGAGCAAGGAGGAUGAGGAAGGCGCAGAGGUUGGAGAAGAGGCAGAGGCCUGUGAACCUUCAUAAGACAGACAACUACAGCAGUCUUGUCCUUCAACCCUGGCACUUUUGUUGAGUAAAGAUGGCAUGUCGCUGAUCUUGCUGGAGGAACCUAAAACUAUCAGUUACCCCUGCUAUUUUUAAAGCAGCCCUGGUGGAGUUGUAUAAAAUAUUUUUAUGUGAUGAUGGUGCCUUGAGAUGAAAUAGCUGAACGUACAGUGAAUGAGGUGACCUGGCAGUGAGUCACUGAGAAGUUAGCAGUCAAGAGUUACUUGAAAUGUGUGGGAGGUGAGGCCAGGGAGAGGGUCAGAAUUGUUGAGGCAUGGAGUAGAGUCAUGGGGUAGAAUAUAAACAGAAAAAAAUUGAGACUACGUUGAAUAACUUCUUGAUGGUUGAAACUGGGCUGUGAGAUGACAAGUUCCACAACUCAAAGAAAGCAACUUCCGAGUAAGAGAUUGCUUGAAACAUAGUGAAGAAGUCCUGCUAUAGGUUGGUGAUUCCCUCUCCUUCCUCAUUUGCGUUCCAAAACUUGCCUUUUCCUAUUAGUGUUCUUCUCACAGCUGAGGCACUCCUUUGUGCCUUCAAGGACUGCCAGCUCUGGUCGUAGCAAGGAACAACAAACAUGCUCAAAGAGACAGCUGGGGCCAUCGUAGACUGUGGUAAUAGAGAUGUUGGUGCUGACAGAAAAAAGGACGGAGCCUGAAAAUGAGAUGAGGGUUAUGAGAUGACUAUAAGGACUGGGGGAGGGUUGUAUGGGAUUGGGAUGGCUGCUUCUUCACCUGUGUACCUCAGCCUUCACACAACAUGCUGUCAAGGGAGGGAUGCUGUCCUGCAGCCAGGAGUAACCUCUGUUGAUAAAAAUCCUGCUCUUGCCUUUGAGGUUUGGUACCAUUUGACAGAUACCAGCAAAUCUGUCUGCUUCUGCUACAUUUUGUAUAAGUAACUAGCUCCAAGUAAGUUGUUGGUAACUCCAUUCUGAGGCAAGGGGUCAGUACAACAUCCCUCAGAAACUGGAAGUUACUUAGUUAUUUUUAGGAAAGGCUAUUAGAUUGUGCCUGUAUUGAAGGCGGACAAUGUACGCCUAUAGAUUUCUACACUACAGUUCACUGAACUCAUUUUACAGGAUACUGUGUAGAAUACAUUUGAUGGUGUCUAUAUUUUGGCAGUAGUAAGAACAAAUAAUUUCUGGUUUAGCUUUUAAAUUUUUACUAUCCAAAACAAAAAAUGUACAAAAAUACUUCUAAUUACUUAAAUACUUCUAAUGUUGACAGUGUACUAUUUGCAGAGAGUUAUAUGCCAUACAGAUGACCUGUAUACAGCUCAAUAUGCAUGCCUUUCUAUAAGCCUUACUCUCUAAGCAAAGCUUCCUGAGAAAUACUUAAAUUUCGUAGCCUGAAGUUUCAACACAAUGAUAAAAAUACCAGGAAAUUCUUUGGUAAGUUUUCCCUUAACAGUUGUCAAGUACAUUAUAUUUUUCUAACUGUG
Molecule: messenger RNA, 3241 nt
Organism: Hirundo rustica (Barn swallow)
Lineage: Eukaryota; Metazoa; Chordata; Aves; Passeriformes; Hirundinidae
Product: sodium/hydrogen exchanger 9B2-like
Exons: 12
Coding region: 149-1783 (544 amino acids)
Biological process (GO): proton transmembrane transport
Cellular component (GO): membrane
Molecular function (GO): antiporter activity
Source: RefSeq, a predicted model, not a curated record